UCUCUUCUCAGAAAACCCUAGCCCACCGUCGCAUCCCCCCCACCCCCCCAUCUCCAGCCCCUGCCCUCUCUGAGUCUCCAGCCCCUCUGUCGCAGCCCCUGCCCUGCCCUCUCCGAGUCUCCAUCCCCUCCCCUAAGAUGGAUCCUUCAAAUGAAACAGAAACACUCCGCGAUGUUCAACCUUCAACAGAAAGGACCAUGGAAUCAACAGCGACUAGUAAUCCGAUUUUUCACAAAUCUAAUGUAAGUAAGCCAUCUACUGGUCCUAGUAGUGGUAGGAAAAGAUCUAUAGUUUGGGAGUAUUUUACAAAGAUAAAAACUGAGGAUAAUUCAAGACCUAGGGCUGCAUGUAACUUUUGCGGGACUACUUACGCUUGUGAUCCUAAUAUAAAUGGCACAAAAUCAAUGUUGCAGCACUUAGAAAAAACAUGUAAGAAGUCUCCACUUAAGAAUGUGGAUAGAAACCAAUCUGUAUUAGGUUUCAAGCCUGGAGAAACCAGUGGGGGGCUUGUACCUAUUGCUUUUAGUGUUAAGGCUUGUAGAGAAGCCUUAGCAGAAAUGUUGAUUGUUGAUAAGCUUCCUUUUAGAUUUGUGGAAGGGGAGGGGUUUAAGAAAUUUAUGCUUGUUGUGCAACCUAGAUGGAAUGGGAUUCCAUCACGUGUAACGGUUGCAAAAGAUAUUUUUAAACUUUAUUUGAGAGAGAAAGACAAGUUGAAAAGUGCUCUUAAGGGGCAGCGUAUUUGUCUAACCACAGAUACAUGGACAUCCGUGCAAAAUUUUAACUAUUUGUGUCUCACUGCACAUUUUAUUGAUGAAGAUUGGAAAAUGCACAAAAGAAUUAUCAGUUUUUGUAAGGUGGAAAACCAUAAGGAUGAGACACUAGGUAAAAAAAUUGAAAUGUGUUUGCUUGAAUGGGGGAGCCCCAAAAUAUUUACAAUUACACUCGAUAAUGCAAGUUCAAAUAAUGAGGCAAUUUCGUAUAUCAAAAGAAAGACAAUGAAUAGAAAUGAUACGAUUUUGGAACAUGAGUUCUUGCAUAUGAGAUGUUGUACUCAUGUCUUGAACUUGAUUGUUCGGGAUGGGUUGAAAGAAUUUGAUCAAUCAAUUGCACGAAUUAGAGGGGCUGUGAAGUAUGUGAAAUCUUCUUUACAAAGGUGGAACACAUUUAAGCAAUGUUGUGAUAGUGAAGAUAUUUCUUGUAAAAAUAGUGUAUGCUUAGAUGAAGCAACUCGUUGGAACUCCACCUAUAUGAUGUUGGAUAAGGCUGAAAAGUUUCAAAAAGCAUUUCAACGACUAGAGAAUGAUGAUUUGGAAUAUGUUAAGAGCAUUGGGGAGGAUGAUAGUGAGGAUGAUGAUGGUGUUAAUGAGUUGAGUAAAGGGGGGGCAUCCAAGUUAGGGCCUCCAACCAAGGAUGAUUGGGAUAAGAGUAGGUUGUUUGUAAAGUUUUUAAAACUUUUUUACGAUGCAACCUUGUGUUUCUCGGGGGCCAAUAAUGUCACUUGCAACUGUUUUGUAUUUGAGCUAGCAACAAUUCAAUAUGCAAUUAAUUUGGAGUGUGUGGAAGAGCCUCAUAAUUUGAAGACAAUGGCAUUUAAUAUGAAAUCUAAAUUUGAGAAAUAUUGGGAAAAUCUUGAAAACAUGAAUCUUUUGUUGUAUGUUGGGUUGGUUCUUGAUCCUCGAUAUAAAAUGCAUGGUCUAGCAUUUUGUCUUGAAAUAAUAUAUGAUCAUAAUAGUUCGAAAGUUCUUAUGUUGGUGGAUCGGGUUAAAGAUGCCUUGACUCGUUUAUACGAUAGUUAUUGUGAAAAUGAUGGAGGUGAUGUUGGGGCACAAAAUAAAACUAUGAGCCAAUCAAGUGAGGGAGGGGCUAAUACUACAAGUUCGACUGCUUGGGCAAGUAAUUUCAGAUUUCAAUUGGCUCAAUUUAAGAAGCAUUUGGAGUUGGAGAACUCUUUGGAGAGUAAAUCUGAAGUGGAGAGGUAUUUGUCUGAAAAAUGUAUAGAAGAUGAUGCUAACUUCAACUUGUUGACUUGGUGGAAGGUUAACUCCAUUAGAUACCGCGUGCUUUCAAGAGUUGCGCGGAAUGUUCUUGCAGUUCCGAUAUCUACAGUUGCCUCUGAGUCGGCUUUUAACACAACAGGUCAAGUACUUGAUCAUUUCUGCAGUAGCCUAUCUCCACUUAUGAUAGAAGCUCUUAUUUGUACACAAAAUUGGCUCCGUUCUUCUGCCCCGAUUAACAUUCGCAGUUUAGUGGAUGAUAUUGAGGAGUUUGAGAAAUUUGAUACAGAGCUCAUGGAAUACCUAGGGGGUUCUUCAAGACCUACUUCUUUGGUUGGAGAUGAUUAAAUUUAAGGUUUGUUGAAUAGACUAUUGAAGUUGGUGGCUUGGUGCAUAGCUAUUUGUUCUAGUUGUAAAGUUUCUUAUUGAAUGUUCUUGUAAUUUGGACUUUUGGACUUGUAAUUUAGACUUUUGGAAUUUGAACUUGUAAUUUAUUGGACUU
Juglans regia (Persian walnut) is the source of this 2496-nucleotide messenger RNA. Its product is annotated as zinc finger BED domain-containing protein RICESLEEPER 2-like. The transcript has 4 exons. NCBI's taxonomy places the organism in Eukaryota, Viridiplantae, Streptophyta, Magnoliopsida, Fagales, Juglandaceae. The coding region runs from base 138 to 2342 and encodes 734 amino acids. Gene Ontology annotation, molecular function: protein dimerization activity; DNA binding. The record is from RefSeq and is a predicted model, not a curated record.